AGUCUAGAGCCGCCAUCUUGAAAAGGUCAGCAGUUAGGACGGUUCCAUCAGCGAUGUGGGGAAGACUGGGAAUUGCGCUAAAGGAACAUCGAAUACUUCUGCAUACUUUCCAAGUCUCUUAGAAGCCAAUAUUUUAAGUAAAUUCCCAGGGUCAACAUGUUUGGGUCUGGCGUGACUAAGGGGAUAAUUCCUUAGCAAAUCCUCCUCUGGUGCAAAUACCAGCUACCCCCCAUUCCCUGCCUCUGAGCAGUAGUACAUGCCAAUCGGAGCGUGUGUUCGCGACCACGACUAGUCUGCCGCACUUCCGGCCAGAUCGCCGGAUAUCCGCUGAGUGACCCUUACAAGUCCUUCUUGAUCCUGAAGUGGAAUAGGUGCCGCUGUUGCUUCUCGUGUUGAAUCCACAACAGCAGUCGGACAUGGUGCUGGAGGAAGAGCAAAGGAUGCUGACCGGGUCUGGAGAUCCCAAUGAGGAAGAAGAGGAGGAGGAGGAAUUAGUGGAUCCCCUAACAACAGUGAGAGAGCAGUGCGAGCAGCUGGAGAAAUGUGUAAAGGCUCGGGAGCAGCUAGAGCUCUGUGAUGAGCGUGUAUCCUCCAGGUCAGAGACAGAGGAUUGCACAGAGGAGCUCUUUGACUUCUUGCAUGCAAGGGACCACUGCGUGGCCCACAAACUCUUUAACAGCUUGAAGUAAGUGCAGAUUCGUUCACCCCGCCUUCAUCACCCGGGCUUCAGGAUAUUUCCUUAUGGUUUUGAACAUGCCAUUUGUUUCUUAUUUGUGUAACUAAGUUCAUGUGAACCUCAAGGAUUUUUGGCUUAGGCAGGUAGCUUCUGUGUAAUUAUCAAUGAUUCCAUCUUAAUAAAGUCCAGUGAUCAGCAA
This is a messenger RNA of Kogia breviceps (pygmy sperm whale), 875 nucleotides long. It is a transcript of the gene UQCRH, whose product is annotated as ubiquinol-cytochrome c reductase hinge protein. NCBI's taxonomy places the organism in Eukaryota, Metazoa, Chordata, Mammalia, Artiodactyla, Physeteridae. Gene Ontology annotation, biological process: mitochondrial electron transport, ubiquinol to cytochrome c. The record is from RefSeq and is a predicted model, not a curated record.